AUGGAUGGAAUUACUGCUGAAAAGGUCGGCGAGCCUUUCAGAGUGGCCAGUGAUCUGCCUGUGUUCAAGCCCGGUCCCGAUCAGAUACUAGUCAAGUCAAUCUACACGGCCAUCAACCCAGUGGACCAUAUGAUGCGAACGAUGGGAGUCUUGGUCCGCGACUGGCCUCUUGUUCCCGGAGUUGAUGCCGCCGGUGUUGUGGUCGAGGUUGGAAGUAAUAUCGCAGGCAAAUUUAAAAUCGGAGAUCAUGUCUGCGGGUGCACUCGUCUCGGGACUCCAGGACAUGGUACCUGUCAGCAAUACUUUCUGAUGGAUGCAAAUGUCACCAUUCCUAAACCCAAGAAUCUAAGCCUUCUAGAAGCUGCAACGGUUGGCGUGGGCUUGGAGACAGCCGCACUCGCUUUGUUUGAUUGCCUUGACGUCAAAGUUCCUACACUCCAAGAAGUUCUAGACGAGAAAGAGCAAAAGCUUGAGGAGGACGAAUGGGCCGUUGUCCUCGGAGGGUCUACUAGCGUUGGCAAGUUUGCAAUCCAGUUGUUCCGUAUUUGCGGAUAUAAAGUCCUUGCAUCCUGCUCUGCGGGUUCUGCUGAACUUGUUAAGAAACUGGGGGCAGAGGUCGCUUUUAACUAUAAAGAAGCUAUUUCUGAGCAAGUGAAGACUGUAUUGGGUUUCACCAAAGGCAAAAUACACCGGGUCUUUGAUGCUGCUGCCACCGGAGACGCCUUUGCAAAGGCCCUUUUCAAAGAGCUCCCCCAGGGCCCAAAGCUCUUUUCGUCCACAAACACCUGGAGCGGAAUAUCCGAUUUUGAGGGCGGAAAAACUCGAAUCGUGGAAGCCGGUGCUCUAGGAAAUCCAGACGGCGAGCGUAUCAAUAAGCUGAUUGAGGGUUGGAUUCCAGUCCUAGUCGCUUUAUUCGAAAAGGGAAAGCUUCAACCUAGUCCAUACGACUUGAUCGGAGAGGGCGGCUUUGAAUCUGUCCUGCAAGCAUUGGAUUAUCAGAGCAAAGGUGCCGGAGGGCCGAACAAAGUUGUCGUCAAAGUCCAAAACGAGUAA
Uncinocarpus reesii 1704 is the source of this 1053-nucleotide messenger RNA. RefSeq lists its product as uncharacterized. The coding region runs from base 1 to 1053 and encodes 350 amino acids. The transcript is spliced from 7 exons. NCBI's taxonomy places the organism in Eukaryota, Fungi, Ascomycota, Eurotiomycetes, Onygenales, Onygenaceae. Gene Ontology annotation, molecular function: oxidoreductase activity, acting on NAD(P)H. The record is from RefSeq and is a predicted model, not a curated record.